CUAGCUCAACUUGACCUAUGAACAAAUAUAUAGCAUCUUUCACGGUAAAUCUAAAAAUUAUUUUUUGUUUACAGUAACUAGUGACGUUUUAAUGUACUAUUUUUUGAUAAGUUGAGAGUAUUAUAUUCAAGACAAAAUUUCCAGAAUGGGCAGAAGGGAAUGGAAUAUACAGCUGAAAGAAAAACAGAGCAGUCUUUGUUACUAGUACAACAACAUGUUCUAGAAUAGCUUAGUAAUGGACUAAUGGUUGAGGGAUGGUCUUUGCGCAUUCCCAUAGACAAUAGACAAGAAGGUGAGCCCAACCUCGCCUGAAUCAAUGAAUAUUCAUUCUGAAAGAGUUUGGAUGAUGCGUUCGAGGACUUGUCCGGGGGACUUUCCAACAUCACGGAACGUCCGUGUCAGUUUGGAUGAUGCCGCGGAAAUAUCUAUGGCGCCACCGCCGACUGCGGCAGCACCAGGACGAGGUCUGCCACCUCCACCACGGCGCAUCAUCUGCAACCUGUCAGCGGAGGAAGCUGCUAGACGUCGUCAUGAUGGAUUGUGCUAUAACUACGACGAGAGAUUUACGUAUGGGCAUCGCUGGCGCCAACACGAAUGUUUUCGUCAUUAUCGGCGAUUUCAAGGAGGAAGAUGGCGGUGGAGCAGGGGACGAGGUUGUUAAAAGGGAGGAGGAAUAUUGAUGCGUGACAAGCAUCUUGGGCCGAUCCCGUUAUUAUUAUUAAUGUUGUUGUUGUUGUUUUCGUAUUAUUAUUUGUUGGGAUAUUCAGUUAUUAUUCGGGUUAUUCGUAUUAGUUUGUGUCUAGAAUUGUUAUUAUUAUGUCUUGUCUAGGAAGUUAUUAUUUACUCACUUGUUGUUCUAGGAUUGGGUUUCCUUGUUAUAAGAGGAAGGGGUUUGUAGGAUUGGGUUUCAUUGUAUUCAUUGACAUUCCGGCGGAAUGAGUGGGAUCCAUGGGCCCAUUGUUUGGCGGACAAGUCCAACCUCCACAAAACGGGCCCAAUAAGCCCAGUUUAGACGCGUGUGUAGGUUUAUAUCGCAGCCCAAUGUCACCCAACACAUGCAUGCAAGUAUGCCGAUGGCGACAAAUUUCCAACCAGCUAAUUAGCUUUUCGGGCCUACCAUGUCUAGCUUAGCUCCUGAAGAACUAUCCAAGCUGCUUCCUCACUAUUUCCUUUUCCCACACACGAUUGGAAAAGCGAUAUUUCCGCCGAAUUACUAGUGCAGCAAAAAAAGGAGUAAUUUAAGAUGAAAAGUGUGGGUCGACAGCUAGUAAACAAGCCAAAGCCAAGCCGCCUCCAAGCCGAAGUCUAUACGAGACCAAAUUAUUAUCCCUGCGGGCCAUUAGUGAAAAGCCUCCAGACCAGAUUAUUCAGCAAUCAUGGAAAAUUGUGGACCAAAACGACGUCGGUCAAUAUCCGAUCAAAACCAAAAACCAAAUUAAGGCCUUCUGAUCCAAUUCCAGAUCAAAGUGGCAGCCCGAGUCGUAAAGGCACCGACAACUAUUAUUGACCGGGAAAAAAAGCCGGCUCCUUGCCUUGUGGAGUGGGAGGCCGGCGGACCGGCGAGACGACGAUGGACCUUUUCAACAAUGUCGUCCAACUGGCCGGUUGAACCAUGAAAUAUGAACGAACAUAGAAAUUAAUUGAACUCGGUUUGUAAUUCAUAGUAUAUAUAUGGUUCAGACUGGCGUACGUCAGUCGUAUACUAUAUGUCAGGUACUACAAGUGAGAUACCUCUAUCCAGACCAUGAAUUAAAUCGAGUUUGUGGCAUGAUAUGAUACCCUCCCUAACUUCUAAUGGAUAAACCCUGGGUACCGAUUUUCUAAACCCUAACCCAAAGUUUGAUUUAUUAAAAAACAAAAAUUGACCGUUGAGAUCGGCCGGAGCUCAUCUAAUUACAUCUAAAGGCUAGAUCACCUGACGUAUACUAUACGCCUGACGUACACCAGUCAUCCCAUAUAUAUAUUUGUAAGUCAUGUAACCACUGUAUGCUUUAAAAAAACCUAACCCAUAACCCCAAGUUUCCUCAUCAUAUUCAGACGACGUAUCGAGUAAGCCACGUGGGGGGUGGAUAGCUAGCUAUUGCUUUGGUCUAACGUAAAUUGAUCUUUAGUCAACUUUGGCUUAGUCUUCCAUGUUGAUUUUGUUCCUUGGAAGUUUGAAAAUUUUGCAAUCCAUCUCGAUUGUAGCCGAUGCAGCAAAAUACUAGUCUUGGCCAUUUCUUCAAUUUGUUUAUUGUUUUCUACAUUGCCUAGUCUAUCCGUUAAUAUACUUAAUAAUACGCUAAUUGUUAAAGGUUUCAGAUUUGUGAAGGACGAGGUGGGGAGCUUGUCACGAAGCUACCUAAAAUCCAGGUUGGUCGCCAUCACGUAAUUAAUUAAGAUCAAAUUACGGUGGCUAGAGACGACGAAUUUGUAUUUUAACAUUAUUGCUUAAAUCAAUUAUUCCGACUAGCAUUCUUGUUUUGUUUUUAUUAGAGUGUAUUUACUUACUACUCAUGUAUAUUUGAAACUAUCUAUGUUAACAGUAUAAUUCGCCACUUAUUUUUAUUCGUCACGUAAAAUUUUGGCGGAGGAUUAUCAGCUCAAGCAUAUCAAACGGGUUGGACCAGUUUAUACUUCGAGAACAACAAAUAUAUCGCUCUAUUAAUAUUUAUGUAUACUAUAAACUAAACGAACUUGCUAUAUAUCAUUGAGCCAGUUACCUGCAAAUCGUGGAAAGCAUGUUGGCAUAUAUAUGAGUGAACUGGAUCCGUCAUUCGACCAGUUAACUCCACAUAACAAGUCUAAAAUUAUAUUCCAUGAUCACAUUGUAUCCAAAUUCGAUAAAUGUUUCGUCCUAACAGCAACUAGAGUUUCGGGGAGAGAUAUUGAGCAUAGUUAUUAAAAUACGGUACGGGAAAGUUACAUAUAAAAUACGUACGGGUAUUUUACUUCACUUCUAAGCUAAUGUUACGUUUAAUAGUACGUUAAUAGUCAUAAAUAUGUUAAAUUAAUUAUUUUAAAAAUAAUUAAAAAUAUAAAUAAUUGUAAAGUUAACAAUUUAAUUCAUUAAAUACGGGAAUUAAAUGUGUUAUACAGGUUUUAUAUGUGUUUAAUAAGAAAGUCAUCAAAUGAACGGAAAAAAUAAAACGGCUUGAUAAUCAUACGGAUACGGAAGUUUUAAAUGUAUAAAAUACGUACGGGUACAUAUACGUGUAUUAAACAGAGUAUAGAGGCAAUUUUGGAUGAAAAUGAAAGAAUGCCUUUUUACUAUUAGAUUGGUUUAGAUUAUAUUAAGAGGAGCGGGAUUUAAAGAGGCUAACUCUAAUAAUUUAUCUAAUGUCAGAAAGCCAAGUGGCAAAACUCAUACUAAUUAAAACAACUAAAGAUCCUUUUUUUUUAAGUCGAUGCUGUUUCUUCAUGCGUUGUUGUUUUCAAAUCAAACCGGACGAAAGCAAGCUCGACUGAUUCUCGAAUAACCCGAGAAAUUAAACCACCUGUCUCCAACCUCGGAUGUUCAGCAACAAAGUGCAACAUCGUCAUCUUCAUGAUUCAAACCGAACCAAACUGAUUAGUAUAAAUCAAAACCGGUUAAAUCAAAUUUUCAACAGGGU
Molecule: messenger RNA, 3593 nt
Organism: Linum trigynum
Lineage: Eukaryota; Viridiplantae; Streptophyta; Magnoliopsida; Malpighiales; Linaceae
Source: the annotation of a GenBank genome assembly